GGGGCUGACGCCGCUGGAGGUGAACUUGUCUGCAUGUUUUCACGGCGCAGCAGCUCCUCCGGUGUGGCUUUGGGAUGACACCCACUGGCUUUCUCUUUCUCUGUAAUGAAAGACGCCGUGCCAGGCCGGGCGAGGAUAUAAACCACCAGUUAGACAGGGAAAUAGGUGAUUAAACUGAGAAGUUACACAGACCAACCGCUAAGUUAGCCAGCGCCGGCUAACGAGGCUAGCCAGCCAGCUGUGAUCCACCUUGUAGGGGAAUAAGUGUUAAAGUCUUUACUAACUAAUAUCACUGAGCGUAAGCCUCGUCGAUUUCUUCUCGGCAAAGUUCACACUGACUACCAAACAUGUCGCUUUUCCAGCUGACAGGAGUGACCAUCUUCACUACUCCCUAACAGACCUCAAAGUCAGCCUAGCAGCCUCGCUAACCGUAGUCCGACACCGGCCGGGCUGAUGUCACUCCGGACCCCCGCUGCAUCAUAACCCGCUCAGCUGUCACUGCAGUGUGUGUGGUUGAAAACGAGCACCUUCAAAACGGCAGCGGAGGACAAGGCUCGCUCACCGGACUCCCCUCAGCCCACAGCCUCAGCAUCCAGCUCGAAGAUGGAGGUGGCCAUGGCUCACCCAGCUCUCAAAGCCUUUAUGUGUGGCUCUCUCAGCGGCACCUGCUCUACGCUGCUCUUCCAGCCUCUGGAUCUGGUCAAGACGCGCCUGCAGACCCUGCAGAACAACGCUAAGCCAGGUGCGCCAAAGGUGGGGAUGUUUACCGUUUUCAUCAACGUCAUAAGGACAGAGAAUUUCUUCAGUCUGUGGAAGGGGGUGUCACCAUCAUUUGUGCGCUGCAUCCCUGGAGUGGGCAUCUACUUCAGCACCUUCUACUCCCUAAAGCAGCACUUCUUUGUGGACCGGGCACCCAACGCCGGUGAGGCUGUUCUUCUGGGCGCCGGGGCCAGAGCGGUGGCCGGUAUCUCCCUGCUGCCCGUCACCGUCAUCAAGACACGUUUUGAGAGUGGCCAUUAUAACUACGUGAGUGUGGCUGGUGCUCUGAAGAGUGUGUAUGAAACGGAGGGCAUCAGGGCUCUGUUCUCAGGGCUGACCGCCACGCUGCUGCGAGACGCUCCCUUCUCCGGCAUCUACGUCAUGUUCUACAGCCAGGCCAAGAGGUCGCUGCCUCAAGAGGUGACUUCGUCAUUCUAUGCCCCGCUGGUGAACUUUAGCUGUGGUGUGGUGGCGGGAGUCUUGGCCUCACUGGUCACCCAGCCUGCAGAUGUUGUGAAGACCCACAUCCAAGUCAGCCCGUCUCACUGGAGCACGUUAGACGCUGUUCGCUAUAUCUACAGGGAGAAUGGCCUGAGUGGGUUUUUUCGUGGGGCGGUACCCAGGUCUCUCCGACGCACUCUGAUGGCUGCUAUGGCCUGGACUGUCUACGAACAGCUCAUGGCUCGAAUGGGCCUCAAAUCCUGAGGAGCAGCAGACUGGAACCACAGGAACAGAGGGCUGGAUGAAACAGAAGUGGGCUGUAACAGUUUGUGCAAUGAAUGCCCUAUGCAAGAGGAAAAGGGAGCGCCGCAGGGUGUAGAGACUGUUGUCUUACACCACCAAGGUGUUGAGCAGAGAUUCACAGUGGAUAGAAACAAGAGGGUGAUGAAGAGAGAGAUUGUUGUGUCCCUGUGUAUUGUUUUUGUCAUUUAAGUGUUUGUGAAAAUGUGCUGUUGUAUGUACAAUAUCUAUUGGUGUGGGGUCAUGAUCGUCAUGUAACACUUGUUACACUCUUCUAUCGAUCCUGAACUGAAGUGGCAUUCCCUCACUGCUGUGAAGUGAACUUACUCCUCCAACUUUUUAUGAUGGGAGUGAAACUCCAUAACACCCCCAGGAAUGGCUACCACUCCAAGUAAUGGCUGAAUCCGGUGACAGAGAUUCAGUGACACUCCUUGUCAGCCUAGUUGCCUUUGACAAGGUGUAUGAAAAGCUGUUAAGACAAAUGUGACAAGCUGAUGUACUCUGAGUGUGUGCUGAGGUAACCAAAAACAAAGUGCAGCGGAGAGAAAGGGAGAGGAACUCUGGCUUGAACUGUAUUUAUGAAACUUGCUUUAGACGGAGAGUCGUUUGUUUCGUAAGUUGCCAGCUGACUUGUAUUUAUCGACAGGCAGCCUGACAGGUGGACAUUUGGCUUUGUUUCACGCUCUGACAAUCACAAUUAGCCACACUGCUGUGCACUGAAAGAAAUCUAGUCUGGACUGAUGAACUUAUAUAAGCACAAGGAAGCUGUUGAUACACCAAUCAGAACUAUGCUAAUUUAAAAUUGGUGCAAACUGAGGUGCAUCCUUAACUCAGCAUACUCAAACCAGUAGUGCUUUCAGAACAAGUGAAGAUAGUCAGUCACAUCUGAACUUAGCAAACGCAACUCGCAGACAUUCAGAGCCGUGAUGGUAUCAGUCCCACUGGGAUUUUGCGGAGUGUUGUGUGAGUUUUGCAAUAAAAUGCUUAAUUUUGCAGCUUUCUCAACUGAGCACUUUGAUGAUAGGGUUUUUUAAAAGUUUUUUUUGUGAAGAGCGCAAUUUAAAUCUUACAGAUAUUGCAGGUAUUGUUGCAUUUGGCAAACUCCUGUAAUGGCAAAAUGCAAAUCAUGGAGCAACUAUUUAACAAAAAUGAGUAGCCUGUUACCAUAUUUCCAUCACAAGCUGCAAGUGAAGCAUAACUCAUUGAGCUACUUUGUGUAUAAGAGUUUUUGAAUAUAGAGAAUCUAUAUCAGUACUGGAAAGACAUGGGCCUUCACAUUCUCCAUCCUCCCUCUAGCCUUUGUAAAUACUUGACAAUAUACUUAUUCAUUGUUAAAGAAGGCCAUAUUUUUAUGUUGGCUGUACAGUGUGCCAUUUGCUAUGGAUAAUAUUUAUUAUUAAUAUUUAAGAGAUGAUCUAUUGAAAGGUUUAUUGUAUAGAGGUGUUUUAUUGAGAAAGCAGUGCUGAAUGGAAGUUCUCACCUGUAGAAAUGACUUGGCACCAUCAGCAUGAAUACACUGGAGGAGGUCUUGGUAACAUAACACAACUAGUCACUUGUAAACACUCUGCUCCCUCAUACAGAGCUGUGUUACACAAAUCUUUAACAUAGGAACAGCCUGUGUUGCUUACACAACAUUUUUUUUUUUUUUUUUUAAAAAGUCAGUUCUCCAGUAUUACUUCACAAGUUUUUAUUUCAAAAUCAAAAUGAAAGUGGCAAGCUGAUUCACUGAUAAUCCCUGAACAAUGGGAGAUGCAGGACCGAGCAGCUGAACUUGAAAAACAGAUGUAUGUUUACCGAAAGGAAGCUGAUGGCGGUGAACGUACGAGCGGAAUGUGUCUAACACUCAGCCUCUCUCUGUGUUUGCCAUGUAGCACAAACUGUGUACUUGACUGUGCUCUGCGUGCUAUAACACAUUUUGCCUUGUUAGUCUUCAAUAUCACAUCAUGCCCAUAGUCUGUUCAUUUGCUGUUGUGACUGUAUUGUAUAUGGUCAUUGGUAUUGUAGAUAUUUAGUCUGUGCAUGUGUUUGCUCAGACAGAUGCUGUGCCUGUUGGUUUAUAAAUUUAAUAAAGUUUUCCUUUUUGUAAAAGUCAA
Molecule: messenger RNA, 3593 nt
Organism: Myripristis murdjan (pinecone soldierfish)
Lineage: Eukaryota; Metazoa; Chordata; Actinopteri; Holocentriformes; Holocentridae
Gene: slc25a38b
Product: solute carrier family 25 member 38b
Exons: 9
Coding region: 604-1464 (286 amino acids)
Biological process (GO): glycine import into mitochondrion
Cellular component (GO): mitochondrion; mitochondrial inner membrane
Molecular function (GO): glycine transmembrane transporter activity
Source: RefSeq, a predicted model, not a curated record